This is a messenger RNA of Leptonychotes weddellii (Weddell seal), 2026 nucleotides long. The record is from RefSeq and is a predicted model, not a curated record. NCBI's taxonomy places the organism in Eukaryota, Metazoa, Chordata, Mammalia, Carnivora, Phocidae.
CGAGAACAGAGACUGGCAGGGGAUCUGGGAGCCGCGGGAGAUGCGGAGGGAGCACCGCGGGGCCGGAAAGGAUGCUUCUGUGCCUCUCUGACCACAGCCUCUCUCUGCUCUCCCCCUUUUCCCCCGCAACCUGCAUGCAGGAGCCUUUCUCCUGGGAGGGAUCCUCUACUCGUGGCAGUUCCCCCACUUCAACGCCCUGAGCUGGGGCCUCCGCGAAGACUACUCCCGCGGCGGCUACUGCAUGAUGUCGGUCACGCACCCGGCCCUGUGCCGGCGCGUCGCCCUGCGCCACUGCCUGGCCUUGAUCGGACUGGCGGCGGCGGCGCCCGUCCUCCAGGUCACCACGUGGACCUUCCCCGUCAUCUCCCUCCCCAUCAACCUGUACAUUUCCUACCUCGGCUUCCGGUUCUACACGGACGCGGACCGGAAGAGCUCCCGGAAGCUGUUCUUCUGCAGCCUGUGGCACCUGCCCUUGCUUCUGCUGCUCAUGCUCACCUGCAAGCGGCCCCCGGCUGCGGGCGGUGCGGGGGGAGAGCCUCGGACUUGAAAUCCCCGGGGGCGCGUGGGGGGAAAAAAACAAAACCAAAAAACACGUACAGGGAGACGCACAUUGUUUGUUUGUUUUUUUCCCCUUUGCGGUGAGACAAUAUUUUGGUAAUUCUGGAGCUCCAGAAUGGGAAAUUGCUGGGUUUUAGUACAAGAUCGUAAAAUGAUUUGGUGCUCAGUGAUCGCCCGACGAUUUUUUUUUUUUUUGAAUGAUAACGUCCAAAACGCUCCCCAAAUAAGAAAUAGGUUGGCUCAGGUGAUGAAUACAGAGAGAAUCUUUUUCUCUUGAGGAGUCUUUAUAUAUUUCUUCCUCCAACACCUCUGUUGUUUUUCUUCUUCCUCCUGUGGAUGUACAAGUGUACCUCUUCCUUUUCUGGCCACACACACGCACACACACACUCCCCACCUGGCCAGACGCAGGGAGCACUGGGACUCUGUCUGUGGUCCUGUCCUCAGGUCCCUGGAGGGCCACGUCGGAGGCCAUGCGCACUGGCCGCCCUCCCUGUGAAUGAGCCAGGGGCCCCGGCUCCAGCUUUUUCUCACAUAUAUUCUCAGCCACAUAUUCCCCCAAACAAUAAUAGAAUACCAAGGAUGCACUGCUGCCCGACUUUCGAAGGGAGAAUUCCAAACGGUUGCCUAGGGGAUCUCGAGCAGGACUGCCAGCCCCCGGCCCACCCCCAUUACGUAUCCGCAUUUCAACAACUCCAAGGAAUCAAAGGCAUCUUUAUAGUUCACUUGAAAUACAGGAGGUGUCUGGAGCGUUUCCUUCUGGAAGGGUGGCGCUAGACUUCACACCCGCGGUCCAUCUGCCUCUGACCCGUUACUGUCCCCCUCCGGCCCCUGCUGCCCACCAGGCAGGGAAAGCCCAAAAAAGGUGAGCCGGUCUAACCAGCCACAUAGCUCACAUUCUUGUCCCUUUGGUGAAAAACACAAUUCUCUCCAGGUACCCUCUGAAUUCAGAAAUCAGCCCCCAUACAUCCAAUGGCUGUAAGAGCCAGAGGCUUGGGCUGGACUCCUGGUGGGGGUGCAUCCGGUUCCGGGAGUUGUUCUAGUUAACCUGUAGCCAGGUGUGGCCUCAGUCACCUGUGGUUCCUUCCAUCCGUCCUUCACCUACGCCACUAGUCCACUGUUGAACCCCACUUGCCGGAAGGCCUUGAUGCUUAACAGGAUGUUUGCAUUACUCCAUCUCCAGGGCACUGUACUGCCCCGUAGGAACUCAUUUCGGGGAGUUUAAGCAACAAUCAGACGGUCCUGCAAUGUGCCUGUUCUCAGAAAUUUCUAAAGCGACUGCAGACACCAUCUGACCCCUGUUUCUACUUAUCUGCAAUAUUACCUCUUGGCUGUAUCCAGGUUCUUGACUGUGGGGAACAUGGCAUAGGAAUGUCUGCAAAGAAUAUCGACACCUUGUUGCAGCCUUCAAAUUUGUAAAAUGCCUCCAUUCUCUUUUCCCGCCCCAAUAAACCGGUAUGUAAGAACAGAA